Messenger RNA from Oncorhynchus gorbuscha (pink salmon), 2930 nucleotides. RefSeq names its product synaptogyrin-2-like. The transcript is spliced from 4 exons. The record is from RefSeq and is a predicted model, not a curated record. Bases 109 to 798 code for a protein of 229 amino acids. Gene Ontology annotation, cellular component: synaptic vesicle membrane; neuromuscular junction. NCBI's taxonomy places the organism in Eukaryota, Metazoa, Chordata, Actinopteri, Salmoniformes, Salmonidae.
UUCAGGAAAUGAGAGUGAAAACAAAACCUCACAAAUGAGACCUGCGCAUAGUCAUUUUCUAGCUGAAGUUGGGACAUAUUAAUCGGCAUAAAAAAAUAUAUAUAAAAAAUGGAAUCUGGUGCCUAUGGGGCCUCGCUGUCCGGAGGUGACUUCGAUUUUAUGAGCUUUGUUAAACAACCUCAAACCAUAGUCCGCAUCUUGAGCUGGAUCUUUUCCAUAGUGGUGUUUGCCACCAUCACUGGAGAAGGCUAUGUCAACCCUUCACUCCUGCCUGACACCAAAUGCAUGUUCAACAGGAAUGACAGCGCAUGCGGCUUCGGAGUGGGUAUUGGAAUUUUGGCCUUUCUCGCCUGCGUCGUCUUCAUCAUACUGGACGCCUACUUCCCUCAGAUCAGCAACGCCAAAGAGAGGAAGAACAUUGUCACUGCUGACCUGGUCUUCUCUGGAGUGUGGACGUUGUUCUGGUUCAUCUGCUUCUGUGUCCUGACCAAUCAGUGGUCUCACACCACCGAAGUAGCAGGCAUCCCUGUCGACGCCGCCCGAGCCGUAGUGGCCUUCUCCUUCUUCUCCAUUGUCACUUGGGCUCUAUUGACUACAUUUGCUUAUACAAGAUAUCGCCAAGGAGUGAGUGACCUUGACCAGGGCUACACAGACCCAGCCUAUGACAACAGCACUCCUUACCCAUCCACCUCCGCCUAUCCCCCGUACCCCACCAGUGGGCCAGAGGGCUACCAGCAGUCCCCUUUCACCCCCCAAAACCAAGAGCAUCCAGCACCAUACCAGCCCCCGUCUUACUGAGGGACUGGACCAUUGACCAGAUUUGGGGGGGGUUUGAGUUUUUAAGUUGCCAUUGGUGCCUGUAGCCUGGUCCCAGAUCUGUCUGUGCUGUCUUGCCAACUCCUACGGUCAUGCCAAACACAAAACGAUCUGGGACCAGGCUAUGUUGCCUCAGCUAUGUGGACUGAUCUCAGCACUUCACUGGUCCUCUCCUUUCACCUAACUGUUUAAGUCUUAGCAGGUGUUGCGCUUACAUAAUGAAGGGUGUGUUGACAUGAUUUCAGUUGGUAUUCAUAUUGUAGUUUAGGUUGUGAAUGGAUAUUUUGCUGCAUUUUUAUACAUACAACUAGAGUGCCUGAGCUGAGCUUCAGGUAGAAUCUAAGGAAAACUGUUACUAGGGUAAAACCUAGAAUGCCAUGUAAAAAUGUGAGAUUCAGAGUGUCAUCACCACUUGAGGUAACUGUCAUAUGUUCUUUCUGUUGUUCUCUGCACUGUUUGUCUUGUAACAUAUGUAAUGCAGUCAUGUGGACACUGAAGUUCAGAUCAAACCACUGAAACAUAUGUCGCUGUCGCUGGGAACAUUGCUUUGUAUUGCAAAUAAUGAUGCUAUGCUAUGCUAUGGACACACUGUAUUUUUCUAUGCUGCCUAAUCCAGUUAUAUGGUAUAGUGCAUAUACAAAUACCUUUUGAUAAUUUCAAUGAUCUAGCCAGCCCAGGAUAUCAGAACUUAUUGCCAUAUAUCUAGAAAUCAAAUGUAUUGCUAAGUUAUUGACAAACGAAGACUGUUUUUGUUUUUCUCUGCAAACCCAUUUUUUAUUUUACCUUUAUUUUACUUGGCAAGUCAGUUAAGAACAAAUUCUUAUUUUCAAUGACGGCCUAGGAACAGUGGGUUAACUGCCUGUUCAGGGGCAGAAUGACAGAUUUGUACCUUGUCAGCUCGGGGAUUCAAACUUGCAACCUUUCGGUUACUAGUCCAACGCUCUAACCACUAGGCUACCCUGCCGCCCCAUACUUUUAUUUGUCCCAAUAAUGGGUGCACUGUCUGAAAAAUGCUACCUUUAACGACUACUGUAUAUCAGUGCUUUUAAAAACCACCACUGAACUCACUCAGAGCCUAUUUCCUGUACCCAGUUUAAACCUACUUCUGGACUGAAACUCACGCUUAAUGGAAAAGCUCCAUUGCAAGUAGAUUUUCAUCCAGGAAUAGGUUUAUUAAUCUUGGUCUGGGAAACCAGCAGAACAUUUUUGGGGGGUAAAUUGGAUAACACGUUAUCUUUCUGUCAUUUGUAGUACAUGCUCCCAAGUCAUGUUAACCCUUUCAUUUGAUCUUUAUUGUAGUUUCAAACCAGUCUGUAAUAUAUCUGGUAAACGAGGGUGUGUGUUUAGUAUCAGGAACGCCCUCUCCUCAACUUGUUUGUCUCCUACCUACCUCCUAUUCCGAACGUGCCUGAGAACGGUUUUAUUCACUUCUGGUGUGUUCUUGUCCAUGACACACACCUUUUCAGACAAACUCAUAUCAGAAUUCUCAUAGAUGAGUUUAACAAAAUACCAAUUCAAUUCAAGGGCUUUAUUGGCAUGGGAAACAUGUGUUAACAUUGCCAAAGCAAGUGAGGUAGACAACAUACAAAGUAGGUAAUAUAUACAGUAUAUUGAAUUGUAAUUGUAAUGGUAUUCCAUUGAAAGAAAAUGAGUAGGCUGCCAGUACAUUUCAAUAAACUAGUGAACUAUUAACAAAAUAUAAUUACAAAAUAAUACAUAUGGGAGCAGUCAGCAUACUACAUUAGGACACACAACUGCAAUGUGUUUUGACUACUAGUCUUUCUCAGGCAGCGUUGUGAUAUUAGAUUGAAAUUGUUUUGUAAAUGACCUAUGCCUUUUAAUCCUGCUGGGCAUGACAAUGAAUUCCAUACAGUACCAGAGUAAGAACCUUCAUCAAAAACGACAUAUGGUUCUGCCUUUGUUCUUGGUAUAUCUUUGGUAUAAGCUCAUUUAUUUACGUUAUCUCUGAUGAAGUGAUCUCACCAAUUAUUAUGCCCUCUUUCUUGGGUUUCAAGAUUGCACUGAGCUUUGCAGUCUGUUGCACAAAGUGCCUUAUAAAAGCCUACUACACCACCAACCGAACCUUUGCCAAAUAAAGGCUUUUCCUGUUUGGA